Molecule: messenger RNA, 2426 nt
Organism: Zingiber officinale
Lineage: Eukaryota; Viridiplantae; Streptophyta; Magnoliopsida; Zingiberales; Zingiberaceae
Product: pentatricopeptide repeat-containing protein At3g61520, mitochondrial-like
Exons: 1
Coding region: 15-2111 (698 amino acids)
Molecular function (GO): protein binding
Source: RefSeq, a predicted model, not a curated record
UGGCCAAACGGAAGAUGAAGCUGGUGAAGAAUCCGUGUUUGCGUUUGAUGGCUCUCCGCCUCCGCCACGCCGCCUCCUCUUCUACCGACGUCUAUUGCGAUGGUGGCGUAGGCACACGGAGCGACGUGAAGCACCUCUUAACUGAGAAACCCUCUCACAAUGCCUCACUUCGGCACCCUAACUACCAGCUCCGCUCCCUGCUCGGCUCCGCUUCUCCCGGCUGCCUCUCCGCCGCCUUGUCGAUCCUCCGCGGCAUGCUUUCCCCCGACUCCGCUUCCCCGCCUAACGCUGCCACUCGGUCGAUCGUUUUCACCAGCCUGACCACGCGAAGCCAGCACCUGGACGAGGAGUCCCUCGCCCUCCUCGUCGAGAUAGCCAAGAUGGGAUUUUUUCCGCACGACGACUUCCUGUUCACUCAGUUCAUCGACAAGCUGUGCCGCGGCGGCGCCACCUCCGGGGCCUGGGAUUUCUUCCACGCGGUAAAGGAUGCUGGCGGCUCGAUCGAGGCCUCUGUGUGCAACGCCCUCUUGACUGGCCUCGGUACAAUUCGAGACUUCGAAAGGAUGAAUCUUCUGUUUUCAGAGAUGAAAGGUUUGGGCGUGCGCCCCAGCACAGUCACCUUUGGUAUAUUCAUCAAUCACCUCUGCAAAUCCCGUCGCCUCGACGAUGCACUGAACGUGCUUGACGCAAUGUCAAGCCCAGAUUCGGGAGUGUCCCCUGACACAGUCAUUUUUAACACUCUCAUCGAUGGGCUCUGCAAGGCAGGAAGGCUUCAGGAUGGUCUCUCCUUGCUUGAUAGGAUGAAAUCAAGCCAUGCUUGUGAUCCUGACAGUGUGACUUACAACAGUUUGAUCAAUGCCUUCUGCAAGGCUGCAGAGUUGGACAUGGCUCGUGAAUUGCUUACCAGGAUGGAGAAGGAAAGGGUGACUGUUGAUGUGGUUACGCUGAAUACCUUUGUAAAUGGAAUGUGUAGGCAUGGGAUGAUCGGAAAUGCCCUUGAUUUCUUUCGAAAGAAAAAGGUUGAGUGGCCAGAAGUUAAAGGCAAUGCUGUCACCUAUACCACCCUUAUUGGUGCUUUCCUUCAUUCCAACAAUGUAGGAAAGGCGACGACAUUGUUUGAUGAGAUGAUCAAGGAAGGAGUUUCCCCAGAUUCUACGACAUACUUCACUCUCAUCUCUGGGUUGACUCAAGUUGGUAAACUGGAUGAUGCUUAUUCGAAUGUGUUGUUGAUGAGAAAGAAUGGUUUUAGAGUAGACAUAAAGAGCUAUAACACUUUGAUCAGUGGGUUUUGCAAGAAGAAGAGGUUGGAUAAGGCAUUCGAGAUACACAACGAAAUGUGCAAGGCAGGUCUUACUCCUGAUAUCUGGACAUACAAUACUUUGAUCAGUGGGUUUUGCAAGAAGAAGAGGUUGGAUAAGGCAUUCGAGAUACACAACGAAAUGUGCGAGGCAGGUCUUACUCCUGAUAUCUGGACAUACAAUACUUUGAUCAGUGGGUUUUGCAAAAAUAAGAGAUUGGAUAAGGCAUUCGAGAUACACGACGAAAUGUGCAAGACAGGGCUCAGGCCUGAUAUCUUCACAUACAGUAGUUUGAUUGAUGCUUUCUGCAAGGCUGGUGAUUUUUCGAAGGCUGAUAAAUUCCUCAAUAAAAUGGUCGACGAUGGAUGCAAACCUGAUGUUGUCACUUACGGAACUCUGGUCAAUGGUUUCUGCAAAGCUGGUGAUCUUGACCAGGCCAUGAAGAUCUUCAGGAGCAUGGAUGUGUCAGUGGUGCCGGCUAACACUGUUAUUUAUAACAUCCUCAUUGAUUCUUAUUGUAAGAAUCAAAAAGUUGAUGCCGCAAUAGACCUUUUCGACGAGAUGCAGAAACAAGAUAUAUUGCCCGACGCCAUGACCUACACCUCCAUUUUCAAGGGUCUUAAGGACCAUAACAUGUCUGAUAAAGCCUUAGAGCUUAUGGACAAGAUGAGUUCGCAGGGAUGCAAACCAAACUAUGUGACAAUGGAUGUUCUCACGGACUGGUUAACUGCGAUUGGUGAGAUCGAGAGACUGAGACUAUUUGUGCAACGGACAACAUCUUCUGACAUCAACUCUGGCAAUCCUGAUGUUUAAUCUUAUAGAUGCUUCUUAUUUAAUGUUGAGUUGUAGCAUACAUGAACAAAUGAAACGAGAGAUUUUGAGAGAUUUUUUAGUUGCAGAAUUUAUUAUUCGGUAUGCAAAAGUUAUGCAUAAGCUUCUACACAGUAUGAUUUCUGAAGCUCAUUUUCAUAAUUCAAACAAUAACCUGAAUCUGCAAAGAAAAUUAGGUGGAAAUUGGAAUUAGGAACUCUGUUGCAGUUCUUUGUUGGACAAAAUCUUUGUAUAAUUGCACAUUUUAAUUUGUAAUCUGAAAUUGUUUAGUUCCAUAAGUGUUUCCUUUUCUCAUCC